AUGAUCUCAAUCGAAGACGAUCUCGACGAGCGGCAAGGCAGGCAGUCCAAUCCACAGCUGGAGCCAUUCGACACGUUCCUCGAUUUCGACUACACAGACGACGACACGCUGCCGAAUGAGCUAAACGAAUUCUACUCGUAUGUCGACGUGCGCAGUGUGCUCGACAACAAGCACGAGUGGCAGGUUGGGGAGUGUGGCAGCUGGCGUGACAAGCCGCUUGACCACCGCCAAUCACUCAUAAAGGACCUUCUAAGCGCCAUCAACGCCGAUAAGCUGUCAGAGCGCUUGAGAGCAUCGCGCAAGCUGCUUUAUUUAUUCCAAGGCACCUUUAGCGAAGCCCGUAACUCCAGGCAUCAGCUAGAGUGCAUUAUUGAUAACGUGCACCUGAUUAGACUGUGCGGUGGUCUUCAGAGCGUUACUCAGGCACUGCAGGCCGCUGUCUCGUUCCAUGCCGUCGUGCACUCCGAAUACGCUCACCUCGCUGAACCUGAUUUUGUCGAGCAGCUCAAUAUCGAACUUGGCGGUUACAUGGAGAUGCUUUACUACAUGGUGCAGAUACUGCGCGACGACAACUCGUUUGCUGAGGAUCUGAUGCACCUCGAUCCUUCUCUGCCCACUUAUCUAUUCAGCCUUCUGUCUGGCCUGCGCGAUAAGACGGCCAAGGGCUAUCCCGUGAAGAAGCUCCUUUUGCUGCUCUGGAAGACACUCCUCGUCGUCCUCGGCGGCUGGAAAGAUAUCGACCGAAUCAAAGAGCUCUCAUACGACCUCUUUAGCUGCAGCCUUGCCACCAAAGACGACAACACGAUCGUUAAGAGCAAUCCAGUCGACCUGCAGCAGUUUUUCACACAGACUUCUCUCAAAUACCCCACCUACAAGCCCAAUGCGCAGCCACUACCACUCAACGGUCUCGCUCUAGCAUCUGCACCAGCUCCGCUGAAAACGAGUGCUCCGAAACAAGAUCUCCCUAGUGCGUUCGCCGUCGGUCCCACAGUUUCAGGUGGGAACUCUUCCAAUAUAAACACAGCAGCACCAGAAGCAAUGCCAGGGACUCCCCUUCCCACUCCUCCACCGUCACCGGCGCCAGGCUCUAAACUUAAAAAGACACAGUUCCAAACUGAUCAGACAAAGCCAUUCAUAUUCCCCUUCUCAGAGAAUACCUCAUCGGUACCGACAUCCAUCGACGAAGCAGGACGACUGUAUGCUGCGCAUAUGCACGUCCCCAUAUCACUCUGGCAGACGCAUCAAAUUCGCAAAGACUUUGUGCGCAGUCUGGGCUAUACCAACCGCUAUGCUGAGAUCGCUGAGGCGGAGGGGGAAAAAGGGAGUGAGAGCAAUACGGGAGAGGAUAUAGGAGCACCUGUUGAUGAAUUUGACGCGUCAUCCAUAGCCUCCCAACUACACCCCUACCUCCACGCCGACAACAGAGUGUACAUGGCCAAACUGAUGCGUAUCGAAAUGCUCUACCGCGAAAUACUCCCCUACCUUCACAACUGCGUAAUAGUACUGCUCAAGCUGCUCUUAGCCACGCUCAAUUCGCAGAACACAACGCUGCACCACGAUGGCGAGCACCCCUCCCUAUCCCUCGACGAGAUGGAUGUUGCGCGCCAUCGCGAGAUAACGAGCAAGGCUGUGAGUGCUAUUGUACUCCUUCUCCUCAAAUGGUUCAAGGUGUCGCAUGUGAUGAAGUUCCAGUGGCUGUCUACACUCCUCGUAGACAGUAAUUGCAUCCUCCUCAUGUUGAAAAUGUAUGGCUUCCAGGAUGUCUUGAGUAUGAUGCGCACGCAACAUGAGGUGGAGGAUCUCAAUUUCUUCAACUAUUGUGCGGCGAACGGCAAAAACAACGAUAAUGGGGCUAUCAAUAGCAACACUAACACCAGCAUCCAUCCACCUCAUCGCAAAGUGCCCUCCAUCAAUAGCAACGAUGGUAUACCAGAUUUCGAAACUUUCGAGAAACCCGAUACACGCAGCUAUAGUUGGCGUAAUCUGUUUGCGACUAUCAACUUUAUGCGCAUUGUGCAGAAACUCAGCAAGAAGCGGACUCACAGGUUGUUGUUGCUGGUGCAGUACAAGAGUAGUGCCAUGCUGAAGCGGCUGUUACGCAUCUCUGAGCCGCGCUUGCAGCUGUAUGUGCUCAAAAUUAUUAAGGGACAGGUGCCAUACUACGGACGUAAAUGGAGACAGUCUAAUAUGAAAGUCAUUACCGCUAUCUAUCUCAAUUGCAGACCUGAAUUGAGAGACGAGUGGUUGGCUAGUGCGGAUGUCGAUCAGGAGAUUGAGGAUUCGCUGCCCCAAGAGCAAUCUUUGCGAGCAUUUGUGAAAUUCUACAACGAGAAGUAUUACAACACACCCGGUGGACAGACACAGCACGUCGACGUAGAUGCUGCACCAGCGAAGGAGAGGCGCUCGCAUUCGCAAUCGCAAUCGCAGUCACACUCACACGAGAAAGCACACGAGGAAUCGCCGUCACACCCGCACUCAGAUGACGCCAAGGCAGAUGAUAUCUACGACAUGCACGAGUACGACGACAUCAUGGAGGAUAUAUUGGGAGGAGUUGAGGGUGACUCGUUCGAUGCGCAAGGUCUCGACCAUGUGCUGAAGGAGCUCAACCUGCACCAUCUCGAAAAAGGCUCGGAUGCAUGGCACAAGCUCAACACCUUCCUCGGGGUGGAUCAGACUUACGAGGAUGUGAGCGAUAGCGAGAGCGUUGUGUCAGUUGGUGAUCUGGGAUAUAGGCGUGGUGGAGAAGAACAAGACGAGAACGGUAAACACGGUGAGCGUGGAGAGCCUGGUGGAGAGGAUGAAAGCGGUUCACAGAGGGGCUUGAACGACUGGGAACAUAUCAGCGCUCAAACCCUCUCUCAACUCCCUCCGUCGCCUAAUCGAGCACUCAAGUCGCCGCAGAAUGAAUCCUCUCACCUCAAUGAACACCCCGGCGAACAGGAUCUCUCACCGCCGCCAGGUAGUCCGAAGCCAUUGCCUUUUGCAGGCGGUGCCAAUGGCAUUGGGGUCGAUGAGGUUGAGUUUUUGUAUGGAGAGUGA
This is a messenger RNA of Wallemia ichthyophaga EXF-994, 3039 nucleotides long. RefSeq names its product Protein FAM40A. Gene Ontology annotation, cellular component: cytosol. NCBI's taxonomy places the organism in Eukaryota, Fungi, Basidiomycota, Wallemiomycetes, Wallemiales, Wallemiaceae. Bases 1 to 3039 code for a protein of 1012 amino acids. The record is from RefSeq and is a predicted model, not a curated record. Gene Ontology annotation, biological process: cytoskeleton organization. The transcript is spliced from 9 exons.